CGGGAGCGAGCGGAGCCCGCAGCGAGCAGCGACCGGGCCGCCGCCGCCUCCGCCUGCGCAGCGCCCGCACCGACCCCGCAGCGCCAUGGCGGCCGCGGCCGCCGAGCCCAGCAGCGGCCGCUACCAGCAGCUGCAGAAUGAAGAGGAGCCGGGCGAGGCCGUGCCGGUGGUGAACGACGCGCCGCCGCCCUACAGCAGCAUUUCUGCAGAGAGCACAGCUUACUUUGACUACAAGGAUGAGUCAGGCUUCCCGAAGCCGCCGUCCUACAACGUGGCCACCACUCUGCCCAGCUACGACGAGGCCGAGAGGACCAAGGCCGAGGCCACCAUUCCCUUGGUUCCUGGCAGGGAUGAUGACUUUGUGACACGGGAUGACUUUGAUGACACUGACCAGCUGAGGAUAGGAAAUGAUGGCAUUUUCAUGCUGACUUUCUUCAUGGCAUUCCUCUUCAACUGGAUUGGAUUUUUCCUGUCUUUCUGUCUGACUACUUCAGCUGCAGGACGAUAUGGGGCCAUUUCUGGCUUUGGUCUCUCUCUUAUUAAGUGGAUCCUUAUUGUCAGGUUCUCCACCUAUUUUCCUGGUUACUUCGAUGGCCAGUACUGGCUUUGGUGGGUCUUCCUUGUACUAGGUUUUCUGCUGUUUCUCAGAGGAUUUAUUAAUUAUGCAAAGGUUAGGAAGAUGCCAGAUACGUUUUCCACUCUUCCCAGAACCAGAGUUCUCUUUAUUUACUAAAGAUGUUUUCUGGCAAAUGUCUUCCUGCAUUAGUGAAAUCCCCCCCAAGAAGCAGCAGGACACCUGCAGGAAGUGAAUCAAGGCUCUGGAGCAGAAGAAAAAAUAAUCACCUGCUUUAAAAUAAAUAAAUAAAAGUACUGUUGGAAAAAGGAAAAAAAAAAAAAAAGGAGAAGCAUUUCUUUCGAUUUGUUUUUAGGUGUAAAAUUUUAAUAAUUAACGCAGAAUUCUGUAACUGUUGACUCAUUAGUGGCUAAUGUUUGAAGCAGCUCUUGCAGUGAGUGCUGAUGGAGCCGUUCAGCCGGGGUUUGUGGUGCUUGGGCAGCAGGAGCCGUCCCGGGGCCAGCAGGGGCCAGGCUUGCUUUAGUUCCUGCUCCAGCCUGGGAGCUGCCCGGGCCCUGCCUGGGCUGGGCAGAGUGUGACACCCUGGGCUGUGUGUAGUGUGACACCGUGUCCUGUACAGUCUGACACUCCAUCCUGUGCAGAGUGUGACACCCUGUGCUGUGCAGUGUGUGACACCCUGGGCUGUGCAGUGUGUGACACCCUGGGCUGGGCAUGUGACACCCUGUGCUGUGCAGUGUGUGUGACACCCUGGGCUGUGCAGUGUGUGACACCCUGGGCUGGGCAUGUGACACCGUGUCCUGUACAGUCUGUGACACUCCAUCCUGUGCAGAGUGUGACACCCUGUGCUGUGCAUGUGACACCCUGUGCUGUGCAGUGUGUGUGACACCCUGGGCUGUGCAGAGUGUGACACCCUGGGCUGUGCAGUGUGUGACACCCUGGGCUGGGCAUGUGACACCCUGUGCUGGGCAGUGUGUGACACCCUGGGCUGUGUGUGUGACACCCUGUGCAGUGUGUUGUGUGUGACACCCUGUGCUGUGCAGUGUGUGACACCCUGGGCUGUGCAGUGUGUGUGACACCCUGUGCUGUACAGCGUGUGACACCCUGUGCUGUGCAGUGUGUGUGACACCCUGUGCUGGGCAGUGUGUGUGACACCCUGUGCAGUGUGUGUGACACCCUGUGCUGUGCAGUGUGUGACACCCUGUGCAGUGUGUGUGACACCCUGUGCAGUGUGUUGUGUGACACCCUGGGCUGUGCAGAGUGUGUGACACCCUGUGCUGUGUGUGUGACACCCUGUCCUGUGCAGUGUGUGACACCCUGUGCUGUGCAAUGUGUGACACCCUGGGCUGGGCAGUGUGUGACACCCUGUGCUGUGUGUGUGACAGCCUGUGCUGGGCAGUGUGUGACACCCUGUGCUGUGCAGUGUGUGCUCUGUGUCCUGUACAGCCCAUGUAAGCCCACAUCCUGUCCAGCCCACACGUGCCACAUCCUGUCCAGCCUGUGUGCAUCGUGUCCUGUACAAGCCAUGGAACUCCAUGUGCUCCGUGUCCUGUCCAUCCUGUGUACUCCAUGUACAUCGUGUCCUGUCCAGCCCUGUACUCCGUGUCCUCUCUAUCCCUGUAUUCCAUGUCCUAUCCUGUCCAUCCUGUGUACUCCAUGUACAUUGUGUCCUGUCCACCCCUGUACUCUGUGUCCUGUCCCUGUCCGUCCCUGUACUCUGUACUCCAUGUUCUGUCUGUCCUUCCCUGUCCAUCCCUGUCCCCCUUGUCCUGUCUGUCCAUCCCAGUCCAUCCUUGUCCCCGUGUCCUGUCUGUCCAUCCCCUAUUCAUCCCUGUCCCCAUGUCCUGUCCAUCCCUGUCCCCAUGUCCUGUCCAUCCCUUUCCCCGUGUCCUGUCUGUCCACCCCAGUCCAUCCCUGUCCCUGUGUCCUGUCCAUCCCUGUCCCCAUGUCCUGCCCCUCCCUGUCCCCAUGUCCUGUCUGGCAGCGCAGGGUGACUGCAGCUGAGGUGACAGCACCUGGAAGCUGUGUCAGCAGGGGUGGCUGCACUCCUGCAGUCCCCCAGCACCCAGGGGCCUGUGGAGGAAGAGGGGUCGCUGCAGUCUGGACUCUGAGGUGUCAUUGGGAAUUGAGAGGUGGCACAAGUAUUAACUUUUAACAGUCUUUAUUCUCGUGUUGUAGUAUCCUUUCUUUUUGCACCACCAACUUUUUGGGCUCUCCGGUUUUCACGGAACAAGUCUGUAGUGUAAAACUAAAAGAUCAUGUUGCAACUUUGUAUAAAAACCAUCUUGCAAAACAAAGGCCUUGUUUUUUCUUUGGCUUGGGACUUUUGAGACAAUUCCUAACAUACCUGUAAUUCUUGCUUUUAUAAUUUGUGUUAGCAGAGACUCUGAUGCAUUGGAAAUGUAGAUUUAAUGUGCACUCCUGUGCUUUCUGCCAAGUGGUCAUUCACUUUGGAGUUUUACAAUGUUCAACCUGUAAAUACAGCAGAACGUCAAUAAAUGUCACUUCUGUAGCAA
Molecule: messenger RNA, 3087 nt
Organism: Vidua macroura (Pin-tailed whydah)
Lineage: Eukaryota; Metazoa; Chordata; Aves; Passeriformes; Viduidae
Gene: NDFIP1
Product: Nedd4 family interacting protein 1
Exons: 15
Coding region: 86-733 (215 amino acids)
Biological process (GO): metal ion transport; positive regulation of protein ubiquitination; vacuolar transport
Cellular component (GO): Golgi apparatus; perinuclear region of cytoplasm; endoplasmic reticulum
Molecular function (GO): WW domain binding
Source: RefSeq, a predicted model, not a curated record